AUGCCUGGGUGGCACAGAUGGUUCAACCCGCUCUAUAACGGGACAGUCGUCACGUAUGCUCCGCUUGUUGCGCUGUCAGAGCAGGCCAUGUUUGACUACAUCCUUGGUAACAAUGAUCGUUUCCCCAACAAGAACUCCUUUGCUGUGAUUGGGGGCUGCCAAUGUGGGGGACAAGACGAUGUUAACUUAGGUUGCAGUGGAGGUGGUAAUAACAAGGGGGCCAGAGCGUUUCCAACCAUCCUUCACUUGGAUCACGGCAUGGCAUUUAAAGAACCAGCUGCAGCGCUGGUGAACAAUCCACUGGCGAAGCUUGGGGAGAGACAGACACUCUGCAUGUUCUACAAACCCUUACUCUGGCGUUUGUGGAGCAUUGAAAAACAACUAACUCAGCGCCACACAGGUGACGUGACGGGCGCUGACUGGAGUCCAUGUGUGGAGAAAGGGGAGGUGGACCGAAAAGAGUUGUGGGUGAACUUUCUGAUGGCACACGUUUCGCGUGUCAUUCGCCGUGUGGUUGGCCACGCCGCCUUUCAGGCAAGUGGGAGGCGAAUGCUUCGUCUCUUGCAACGAGCCAAUGCGUGUCUUGCCGUAUACCCCGCAAAAGUGGUUUUGUUGCCUUGA
Molecule: messenger RNA, 621 nt
Organism: Trypanosoma conorhini
Lineage: Eukaryota; Euglenozoa; Kinetoplastea; Trypanosomatida; Trypanosomatidae
Exons: 1
Coding region: 1-621 (206 amino acids)
Source: RefSeq, a predicted model, not a curated record